UUCGGUUUCUUCUACCAUGCCAUCUUAACCGACCAUUUGGUGGGUUGGUAGUGCUGGAAGAGAUGGUUAUGGUAGUGGUUAGCCAUGCAUGUCUGUCUUCCCAGGUGUUUGACCUGUUAAUCUAAAAUCAACCAUCCACAUCAUCAUAAAUAAUACACCAAAAAUAAUAUUCCAAUUCAUUUUAAUUUAUCAUUUUUUCGACAACAUGCACCCCACGAUUCCUCCAACACCAAAAAACAGCAAAAUAAUCAUCUCCACAAUUUUCUCAAGCUCACAAAAUACUGAAAACAUGAUUUGGAAGUUGGGUUUUUCCUCUUUUUCCUCUUUGUUUCUUCCAUAUCUGUCUCUCUUAGACAAAAAUAACCAAUAGGAGAGAUCAUCAUUCAAUCAUUCAUUUCUCCCUCUCUCUCUGUCCAUUCCCUUUCAGCUUUAACAAUUCUCAUGUUCUGUUCUUAGUUUCUAUUCCAUUAUACACAAAAAAAAAACAACAACAACAUAAUGGUUCGUGAUUUGGAGCAAGAACAAGAGAAUUACAGGUCUAGAUUGUAUCAUUUCAAGGGGAUGCAGGAGAAUGCAGGUGGCGGAGGAGGAGGGCGUCAUGUAAAGAGUUUGAGCAUGGAUGUUGCUUUUGAGGAGUCUUCCUCCGAUGACAGGGUCUCGUUUAGAAGUCAAGGAUCAAGAACUCCUAAUGAUCAACCUCCUCUAAGGCAACAAGCCGGGUAUGCUCUUAGUCGCAACGAUAAAGGUCCCAAGUCAAGGUUGAGCAAGGAUGAAGCUCCUCAAACUAAAGAUAAGAACUCAGAUAUGGAAUUUAUGAAGGAAAGAUUUGCUAAGUUGCUUCUGGGUGAGGAUAUGUCUGGUGGAGGAAAGGGAGUUUCUUCAGCUUUGGCUUUAUCAAAUGCCAUCACCAACCUUGCUGCUUCUGUCUUCGGUGAACAAUCGCGCCUGGAACCCAUGUCAGCGGAAAGGAAAGCAAGGUGGAGAAAAGAAAUCGAUUGGCUUUUAUCUGUCACCGAUUACAUUGUUGAAUUUGUUCCUUCUCAACAGAAAUCCAAGGAUGGAACAAAUAUGGAGAUAAUGGUUACAAGGCAGAGAAACGAUCUACUUAUGAAUAUUCCAGCCUUGCGGAAGCUUGAUGCAAUGCUCAUUGAUUGUCUAGAUAACUUCAAGGAUCAAAGCGAGUUCAAUUAUGUGUCGAAAGACGCCCCGGACUCUGAAAAAGGAAGCACCAAGAGAAAUGAUAAAUGGUGGCUACCUACAGUUAAAGUUCCCCCAAAUGGUCUAUCAGAGAUGACAAGGAAGUUUCUACAAUACCAGAAAGAUUGUGUGAACCAAGUGCUUAAAGCAGCAAUGGCAAUCAAUGCUCAAGUUUUAUCAGAAAUGGAGAUUCCAGAAAACUAUAUCGAAUCCCUGCCAAAGAAUGGAAGGGCAAGCCUUGGUGACUCAAUCUAUAGGAGUAUUACGGUCGAAUUCUUUGAUCCUGACCAGUUUCUGUCUACAAUGGACCUAUCAUCGGAGCACAAGACCCUGGACCUCAAGAACAGGAUUGAGGCUUCUAUAGUAAUUUGGAAGAGGAAGAUGAACCAAAAAGAUGGAAAAUCUGCCUGGGGUUCAGCUGUGAGUUUGGAGAAGAGAGAACUAUUUGAAGAGAGAGCGGAGACCAUCUUACUCCUCAUCAAGCAGCGGUUCCCGGGAAUUCCUCAAUCCUCAUUAGAUAUUAGCAAAAUCCAAUACAACAGGGAUGUAGGGCAGGCAAUUCUGGAAAGUUAUUCCAGAAUUUUAGAAAGCUUAGCAUACACAGUCACUUCCAGGAUUGAAGAUGUACUCUAUGCUGACUAUGUCACUCAAAAUCCAUCAAAAGUUUCAUGCAAGAGGAACCGCUUCAGAGACUUGCCUCCUUCUUCUCCCCCAUUACCAGACAAGUCCCCCCCGAGAGAAGAUAUAGAGAAUGACAACUCAGAAACACCCACUUCCAAUUCCAAGACAUUGUCGGAUUUCAUGGGUUGGAAUUUGGAUCAAGGCGAGGCAGAGAUGAAGAAGGAGCCCUUUGCAGAUGACUUAUGCAAAGAUGGUGAGAAACUUGGCGAGAUAGUGACCAACAAGAAGGUUUCUUACCUGGAGAACUUAGGUGGUCUAAGAAGCCCAACAGCACGCCAUUAAUAGCGACUAUUGAGGGAGAAAUGAAAUGAAAAUGGAGAGCUAGAGAAAGAGAUGAACAAGAAAUGUAUGAGCUGAAAUGUAAAUUCUCAGAUCCUUGGCAUUGUCAUCACCUUUUUUAUUCAGUUCUUUUUGUAAAUAGGAAAGAAUGAUCUUUUGUAAAACCUACUGGGUUUGAAGUAUUACAGAUGUUCUUUCUUCUGUCUUAAAAAUGGAUUCGUAGUUUGGUAGCACGAGAACCAGAUCUUCCUAGGCAAUGAAUUUUCAUACCGGAUUGAUUAUCAGUGUAGAAGACUUUAAAGUCUCUUGCUUGGUUGGCCAGACUCAAGAGUCGAGUCUCUCUUCCAAGCCAAAAAUUGAGGGACAGAGAGAUUUCUAGGAUGA
Molecule: messenger RNA, 2541 nt
Organism: Tripterygium wilfordii
Lineage: Eukaryota; Viridiplantae; Streptophyta; Magnoliopsida; Celastrales; Celastraceae
Product: rop guanine nucleotide exchange factor 12-like
Exons: 7
Coding region: 499-2160 (553 amino acids)
Molecular function (GO): guanyl-nucleotide exchange factor activity
Source: RefSeq, a predicted model, not a curated record